AUGGCACAGGUACGUUACUCCGCGUGCCCCACUUUCCCCGGGGAGGUGGAGGACUACUACUGCACCACCUGCCAUACGCCGUGCAGUGGUCUGUCGCUGCUGGUUGGGCCGCACACUGGCCACAACCGCGUGCCACUGCUGCAGGCCGCCGCGCUCCUCCCAGCCGCCAUGCGCCGUGACGCGCGCGCGUUGGUGGCGCAGAUACACGACGAGUAUGUGCAGCCCAAGACGGCACAGUGCACCGCACUCCACACCACACUUGAGCACUUGAACCAGGAAAGACAGCGCAAGACCAGAGAACUGGAGGAGCUGCAGAGUGAGCUGCGCGCGCUCGAUAAGAAGAUUGACUCCACCACACAGGAGAGCGCGUUGGUGGCGUGCCACUGGUCAAAGCAGCGUUGCAACUUCGCGUCUCGGGUACGUCUGCUGCUCCGCGGUGCCGACGCUCUCGCCAAAACUGUCGGCUUACGAGAGAGAAGCCCACGCUCCCGCAGCAUGAACGGUGCUGCGGCAGCGGACGUUGUCCCGCCACACACCCUGCAGACCAUUGCGAAAGAGCUGGGCGAGGUGCGGCAACUACUCACGCAGCCGCUGGCGUGGCUCGAGGCGGGGGAGCGCGACCCAAUGCGAAGUUGCUGCGUGGCGAACGCCGUUGACCACGAGCGGGCAGAGGCAUACAGCUGGCUGAACUGCAGUGCAAAGCCAAGGUCCCGCAACAGCAGCAAGUCAACUCCGUCCGACGCGAAGGCUGUUUUGGACCGGCUGUUCGCCGCACAAAUGGAGCUGCAAAGGGCUCCAUCACCACCGACCAGCAGGUCCGUCGAGGGCGAUGACAAUGAUAACGACACAGAAGACGGGACAAGUAGCUUUGACGGUCACGAUGACAAGCGGAAGACAGUUGAACGCCAGCGCUGGCGACACGACGUCAAGCGAAGGGAGCAACUCCUGCGCGAGGGCCUCAAUCGAUGCUUGGUUGUCGACACACCACGAAAACGCACGGCAACGACGACGGCAACAACAACUGCGGCAGGCGAUGAGACGGACGUGAACGAUAUCAGCAGCAGCAGCAGUGGAGGCAGUGUUAACGAGAUGGUGGCCCAUCUGCUGCGCGGCCGCCAGGGCGGCGAUGCCAUGAGUACGGCGUCACGCCCCCACAGACGCCACUCGCACUACGCCGUAGCGUGUGAGGACGACUUGUCGUAA
Molecule: messenger RNA, 1203 nt
Organism: Trypanosoma grayi
Lineage: Eukaryota; Euglenozoa; Kinetoplastea; Trypanosomatida; Trypanosomatidae
Exons: 1
Coding region: 1-1203 (400 amino acids)
Source: RefSeq, a predicted model, not a curated record